CGCCCGAUGGUCUUGACAGUUAAAACCGAGCACCAUCUGUGGAAGUGGGCCACGGGGGCGGGGACACACGGCUACAGCAGAGACGACGGCGCCUCAUCCGGCGGGAGAGCUCGGACUCAGGGCUCGCGUGAUGCUCACACCCGCCCUCCUCCUCCACUCGUGACGUGAAACAAUGGUGGACAAUCGCUACGCCACUGCGUUGGUGAUCGCCUGCGUACUCAGCCUCAUGGCCACCGUGUAUCUGUGCGUGGGCAUGGGCACGCAGCACUGGUACCAGUACAGCAGCCCCCCAGUACGCGGCGAGGCCAACGUGUCCGAGCUGCGCGGCCUCUACGACGAGUUCAUGGACGGAGAAUUUGAUGAGAAGACCGACAGCGACACUUUGUUCCGACUCAACGGCAGCGUGGGCCUGUGGUGGCGCUGCGUGCUCGUGCCCGCCGCCGCGCACUGGUACAAGGAACCGGGCGCCAAGAUGGUGUUGCGGUGCCGAAGCUUCACCGUGCAGCAGCAGCUCAUGCCCAAAUACAAGGAACCCGGAAACCACAACAGUGGAGAGGACAUGCUGCGCACAUACUUGUGGCGAUUCCAGGUCCUCCUGCCACUUGUUUCUUUGGGCCUGGAGGUCUUGGCGGGUCUGAUCGGUUUCUGCGCCUGCCUCUGCCGAAGCCUCACACCCACGCUUGCCAUUGGUGUACUUCACCUGUUAACAGGUCUGUGCUCACUGGCCACGGUGUGUUGCUACCUUGCGGGGACAGACCUGCUCCACAGGGUCUCGGUGCUUCCCGACAAGGUGGACGCCUCCCUGGGCUGGUCGCUCUACUUGGCGCUCAUGUCCUCGCCCCUCCACAUGAUGGCAGCCGCCCUGCUCGUGUGGGCCGCGCGCAGUCACGGCCGCAAUUACUACCGCAUGGCCGCCUACCGCGUGGCCUAACCGGCGGGACGACGCCCUUGUCCCCGACGGUCCAAACGGAGGGACUCGUUCGUUUGGAACAGCACUUGGUGUAACGGCUGAAAUACCGGCGGGCCGCUAUGUUGAAAUGCUGUUUGAAGACAA
This is a messenger RNA of Hippocampus comes (tiger tail seahorse), 1054 nucleotides long. Its product is annotated as claudin domain-containing protein 1. The transcript has 4 exons. The coding region runs from base 173 to 931 and encodes 252 amino acids. The record is from RefSeq and is a predicted model, not a curated record. Lineage: Eukaryota; Metazoa; Chordata; Actinopteri; Syngnathiformes; Syngnathidae. Gene Ontology annotation, cellular component: membrane.